AUGUUCAUAAUAGGUAGUUUUUCUUUACGACUUUUGCUAGCAGGGCUGGCCAUCAUUAAUACCAUUGCUGCCUUAACAAACGAUGGUAGUGGUCAUUUAGAGUUAUCGCUACAGCGUGAAGAGCAAAUGUAUUACGCCACAACCUUAGAUAUAGGUACGCCGUCUCAACAGCUGACAGUAUUAUUUGAUACUGGAUCUGCAGAUUUUUGGGUUAUGGAUUCCAGCAAUCCCUUCUGCUCACCAAAGUCCAAUCCGUCACUGUAUCAAAAUGCAACUUAUAAUGGUAGUAAGAUCACGCCUUCAGUCGAUUGCUCAUCUAUGAGUACAUAUAACGAGAACAGUUCCUCCACUUACCAAGACCUCGAUAAUGGCAGGUUCUAUAUUAUUUAUGCUGAUGAAACAUUUUCUGACGGUUCUUGGGGAAAGGAAACUGUGUCGGUUAAUGGCAUUGACAUCCCUGAUAUUCAGUUUGGCUUAGCUAAAUACGCUACAACGCCUGUCAGUGGUGUUCUGGGUAUUGGAUUUCCCAGAAGGGAGUCUGUUAAGGGCUAUGAAGGUGCUCCCGAUAAAUACUAUCCCAAUUUUCCACAGCUUUUGAAGAGUGAGCAGAUCAUUGACGUGGUCGCAUAUUCGCUAUUCCUGAAUUCGCCUGAUUCUGGCAUGGGUUCCAUUGUGUUUGGUGCCAUUGAUGAAUCGAAAUUUUACGGUGAUUUGCUCACUUUUCCCAUGGUAAAUGAAUACCCCACUAUAGUCGAUGCCCCUGCGACUUUAGCAAUGACCAUACAAGGUUUAGGAGCUCAAAAUAAAAGCGGCUGUGAACGUGAAACAUUUAUGACGACCAAGUACCCAGUUUUAUUGGACUCGGGAACAUCGCUAUUGAAUGCACCAAAAACUAUAGCAGAUAAGAUGGCCUCCUUUGUAAAUGCGUCGUAUAGUGCAGAUGAAGGUAUAUAUAUUCUGAAUUGCCCAGAUUCUGCAGAUGACAUAGAAUACACCUUUGAUUUUGGUGAUUUGCAAAUCAAUGUUCCAUUAACUAGUCUGAUUUUGAGUCCUGAGGUUGAAGGUGGUUAUUGUGGGUUCGCUGUGCAACCAACAAACGAUUCCAUGGUUCUAGGGGAUGUGUUCUUGUCUUCUGCAUAUGUUGUAUUUGAUCUCGACAACUAUAAGAUAUCAUUAGCACAGGCAAAUUGGAAUGCGAGUGAAGAUUCAAAACAGGUGAUAAACAUUCCUACAGAUGGAUCGAUUCCGGGAGGUAAGAGUGCUACCGCCGAACCUUGGUCCACGAAUGAACCAUUUACUGUCACGUCUGAUAUCUACUCGUCGGCCGUUUGUAAGAGUAAGUCCGCUGUUCAUCUACCCACAGGGUCUUCAUCUACUACGCAAUCCAACGUGCAGGCUCGUAGUCCCUCGGCAAGAAUAGCGAGGAGCAGGUCAACUACUACGCUAAGUAAUACUAUCCAAACUGGUGGUUUCAUGAACCAAACUAUAAGCGCUGCCAUGGAAAGUUCGAGCGCGACUAAGCCAAAAGCCCCCCCCCACUGUGAUCAGUGA
This is a messenger RNA of Saccharomyces kudriavzevii IFO 1802, 1551 nucleotides long. It is a transcript of the gene BAR1, whose product is annotated as aspartyl protease BAR1. Bases 1 to 1551 code for a protein of 516 amino acids. Gene Ontology annotation, biological process: proteolysis. The transcript has a single exon. Lineage: Eukaryota; Fungi; Ascomycota; Saccharomycetes; Saccharomycetales; Saccharomycetaceae. Gene Ontology annotation, molecular function: aspartic-type endopeptidase activity. The record is from RefSeq and is a predicted model, not a curated record.